AUGUCUGUCGAGGUCAUCAAUACCGUCUCCCCCAAUACCAACGAGAUUGUCAUCACCCGCAAUGGCCCGAGUCCCACCGAUCUAAAGGUGCUCUCUGAGGUCGCCACAGACUCUUUCCAGAAAUUCCGCAAGACGACUCUCAAGGAACGACAAGACAUUGUCAAGAAAUUCGUCGACAGCCUGGAAAAAAACCAGGAUGAGCUCGCCCUGGAAUUGACAACCCAGAUGGGCCGGCCCAUCGCUUAUACGGCCAAGGAAAUCACCACGGCCAUCAAGAGGGCUGUGUAUCUCCUCAAGAUUAGCGAUGAGGUUUUACAGGACGUCGAGGGCGAGCCUGAGAAAGGGUUCAAGCGGUUCAUUCGAAGAGCACCCGUCGGCCCUGUUCUCAUCAUCUUCCCUUGGAAUUACCCAUACUUGAUUCUAAUGAACGUGCUGAUUCCAGCAAUCCUGGCUGGAAACAGCGUGAUUCUCAAGCCCUCCCCGCAAACACCAACAGUUGUAGAACAGGUGGCCAAGCUUUUCGCCGCGGCUGGCCUGCCCGACGGCGUUCUGCAGUAUUUCCACUGCGGGUCGCCUAGUAUCAUGGAAAGCAUCAUUCGGGAUCCUAAGAUCGCGCUCAUCUGUUUCACGGGCUCCGUUGCCGGCGGCCUUGCCGUGCAAAAGGUUGCCGCCGAUCGGAUUGUCAACGUGGGCCUCGAACUAGGCGGCAAAGAUCCCGCGUACAUCAGAGAUGAUGUAGACAUCGACUGGGCUGCCGAAGAGAUUGUAGAUGGCGCCAUCUUCAACUCUGGCCAAAGCUGCUGCUCCGUUGAGCGCAUCUACGUGGACGAAAAGAUUCACGACGACUUCGUCGCAGCCGUUCAAAAGGUGCUCAAGGGAUACAAGCUGGGAGACCCGUUCGAUAAAUCCACUCAUGUAGGACCCGUCAUCUCCAAACGUUCCAAGGAAACAAUAGAGUCACACAUCCAAGAUGCCUUGAAAAAGGGAGCCAAGGAUGUGACGCCGGAAAACGAAAGUUUCCAAAACCCUCCGCCCAAGGGCAAUUUUGUGAGACCAACCCUAUUAACGGGCGUGGAUCACACUAUGACAGUCAUGACGGAAGAGACAUUUGGGCCUGUGAUUCCCGUGAUGAAGGUAAAGGGUGACGCAGAGGCCGUCAAGCUGAUGAACGACAGCGAGUUUGGCCUCUCGGCUAGUAUUUGGACCAAGGAUGUCGACCGAGGCUACGCCCUCUUGGAGGAAGUUGACGCUGGCACGGUCUUUGUCAAUCGCUGCGAUUAUCCUAGCCCGGAUCUCGCAUGGAUUGGAUGGAAGAACUCAGGUAAGGGCCAGACGCUCGGAAAGUUUGGCUUUGAAGCAUUUGUCAAGUCCAAGAGCUUCCACCUCAAGGACUAUCCUAAAUAA
Molecule: messenger RNA, 1404 nt
Organism: Trichoderma gamsii
Lineage: Eukaryota; Fungi; Ascomycota; Sordariomycetes; Hypocreales; Hypocreaceae
Product: aldehyde dehydrogenase
Exons: 3
Coding region: 1-1404 (467 amino acids)
Molecular function (GO): aldehyde dehydrogenase (NAD+) activity
Source: RefSeq, a predicted model, not a curated record